Molecule: messenger RNA, 1821 nt
Organism: Scatophagus argus
Lineage: Eukaryota; Metazoa; Chordata; Actinopteri; Scatophagidae
Gene: saal1
Product: serum amyloid A-like 1
Exons: 14
Coding region: 173-1639 (488 amino acids)
Source: RefSeq, a predicted model, not a curated record
CAAGCCUUCGCAGCGGGUAAACCUUCCACGCAUGCGCAUCUAGCCUCCGAGUAGUAAAUGGAGGCUACUUGAAAUGUCGCCUGGAAACUCUGUGACGAAUUGAAUGAAUAAGAUGAUAGUGCAUUCACUGUUUACCAUCUAGCUUUAGCUGCGUUUGUCUAGAGUUGUCAUCAUGGACGGUAGAGUUGAUGGUACCGAGGAAGUUGACACUGUGAGAUCCUCGUCUCCAACUGGAAUCCAGUCCCCUGUGAUGGACCGUAACCCAUCGCCACCCCCAGACACAUCCGAUGGAGAGGAAGCUUUGGACGCCAUUGGAGACACUGUUUACAGCAAGCACUGGCUGUUCAGCACCCUAACUCGUCUCAUUCAUAUGGUUGCGGAGCAUUCAGAGGUGGACUCUGAAGGUCAAAUGCAGCUCCCUGAUGAUGAUGAGGAAGACCUGUGUAGAGUCUGGGAUAUGGCUAUGGACAAGGAUGUGGCAGGUUUCCUGCAGGACUUCAAAGCUACAGAUAUCCUGCUUGGAGUGAUUGCUAAAUCUCGUUGUCCACGUCUCACAGAAAUUUGCGUGGGAAUCCUCGGGAACAUUGCUUGUUUUCCUGACACUUGUCUGACUCUUAGCCAAAAUGAAGACUUAGGUGCUGUGCUGUUGCUCCUUCUUGGAGACACAGAUCCUCCAACGCUGCUGGAAACAAGCAGACUGCUGCUGACCUGCGUCUCUCAGAAGGAUGUCUGUUCCCUGUGGCUUCAGCGAAUACGACAGCAGACGUCUGUGCGCUACAGCCUCUGUUUCAUCAUGUCCAGCUCUACCAACAUUGACCUGCUUGAGAAGGUUGGGGAGCUGGUUGACAAACUGUUUGACAUCGACGAAGAGCUGAUGAAGAGCUGGAUCACAGCUCAGCCGAGUGGUGUGGAGGAUGAUGGUGAAAGCCAUCUGAAUGUGGCCUCAUGUCUUCUCGAGGCAGCCAAACAGCUGAGAUCAGAGAGUCCGAAAGGCUUGGAGGUUUACCUUCAUGCCCUCCAACUCCUCACCACCAUAGAUGAGGGCAUUCAGACUUUCGCUGCUCCGGAUGGACCCGGCAAAGCAGUAUGGGACUUUGUUUGUGACGUUGUGUGUGAGGACCUCUGCCAGCCAAAUGAUCUUCCAGUCGUCCUGCAAGAACGGGAAAGCAUUUUGGUUCUGACAUUUGCUGUGCUGCAGGCUCUUUAUAGGUGCCAAGAUCAGUGGUGCAGCAAAAGUGAGACAAGUCUUCCUCUUAUUGGAACCAUUUUGCGAGUGAUCCAGUACCACAGUGAGGGCAAACAUGAUGGUACCGGAAAAGAAGACACCAAAGAUGAGCAGCUCCAGUCUUUAGUAGAGAUCACAGCUGAGUUUCUCGCUGACAUCUGCAUUCAUAUUCCCAAGGACACCGUAGCAGAUUUGGUGCAGAAAGGUUACCUUACAGAGAAGACUUUAAUUGCGGCUGCUGGCAGUUUAGUUCCCGACUUUAAGACUUCAUUUCAGCACCUGCAGUCCAUGUUGUCUGAGACUGAUCCCCAACUGGCAGACGCGUGGCCUCUUUUUCCCCCACCAGUCUGGCCCCAAGUCCUACUGUUUGGAUUUCCAUCGGAAAGACUGAAUGAGGAUGUCACACCAACAUGAGUGACUGACAGUGUAACAAAGACACUUUUUUUUAAAAUAAAUAAAUCAAAAAAAAAUUUUAGUCAAACUUAAGAGAAUUUUGUAAAAUUCAGUUGUGUUUAAUGUUUUUUUCUGUUGUGCUGUGAAUGCUAUUUUUGUAUUAAAUAAGUGACCGUCUUUUAUUAAAAAUACCUUUCCAAACA